This is a messenger RNA of Aspergillus heteromorphus CBS 117.55, 1340 nucleotides long. RefSeq lists its product as uncharacterized. NCBI's taxonomy places the organism in Eukaryota, Fungi, Ascomycota, Eurotiomycetes, Eurotiales, Aspergillaceae. The transcript has 2 exons. Bases 437 to 1195 code for a protein of 252 amino acids. The record is from RefSeq and is a predicted model, not a curated record.
UGUGAACCAGGAUGUUCCUGCAUUCCUCACAUGGCUAGCCUGCAGUGUGCAGUCAUUGCAGCUCAUGCGGCAUGGACUUUGACUUGGUUUCAUACAGGUCUCCUCGAUCCACUCAGCCUGCAGUGGCCCCGAUGCAGACUACAUAUCAAUUCGGGGGUAUCUACGGACUACGUGCGUACAGUACCCACUUACCUUCCUGCUGGGAUUCCGUCCAAGGGACAGGGACUUGACGCUGACAGAGCACUAUGCGGGGCCUUGGGCAAUGGCUUCGACUUUCUAUUCACUUUUUUUAAUCUCGGUGUCAUUCCCUCUUCUCCUCUCCUCCUGCCUCCAACAGGCAACGACCUGUAUCUUCCACACACUGUCUAAGCCACCUCUUCGCUCACUCUUCUUCGUCUACCGACCAAAACACCCUCCAAUCUUCAAAGUCGACAGAAUGGUGAACUGGAAACUGCCCGAGUCUACCGAUCGUCUCUUUGCGACGCUCAUCGCAGCCCACCCGAGUCUGAAGCUGGACUAUCACGCGAUGGCCGCUUACUUCGACCAAGGUGCCACCUACGACGCCAUCGAAGGCAGGCUCCGCAAAUACCGAAAGCUCGCCGAGGAGCUGCGACAAAAUGCCACCGAACGGGGUAUUACCGACGUCUCGAUUCCGAAAGCGCGCAGCGGGAGUGCGUGCUCGACACCACGAACUCCUCGUGGACCAAGAAACGGUAUUCAAAAGGCCACCCCCUCGUCUCGAAAGCACAAUGCUCUACGACCCUCCAGCUUGACCUCGCCGAGCAAAAAUGGCAUGGGCCAAGCCGGAAGAUCCGUGAUAAGUGCAAUAUGCCUGGACGAUGGUCUUAGCUUCGAUGCGAAGGCAAAGAGUGAGCCCGAUACACCCGAUAAAACUUUCGCCCCGGUUAGGAGCAGAGCGUACGACAUGGACAGCGAUAUUGAAGUCAUCGAACCCCCCCAGAUGCCUAGAUCUGAAGAUAGGCAUUUCAAGACCCCGAGUCGCGUCCCUCAAUUCACACCCGUCAAGUAUGAGCGCGCCGCUACUGCCCUCCCUCCACCAUCGCCAACUGCAUCGGGAGCUCUAAAUGCAGCGGAUCUCAACAAUCAUAAUUCUUUUCUUGCAGAUGCGAACGUUAUGUUCAAUGAGCCAGAAUACGACAUGAGUAUGGCAGAUCUCUUCGAGGGCGUUGCAUAACUCGGCCUUCGAUUUUGCCUGUUUCUACUCAAGACUCUAACAUCCUGUGGACUGGUUGAUUUUCUGGCGUUUUUCUUUAUGUACCUAUCUACUUUGUAUCUUCACGCCGUGCAUGUCCUCUUCAUCUUAGCAAGCCAUCAAAGUA